Mercenaria mercenaria is the source of this 6888-nucleotide messenger RNA. RefSeq names its product alpha-1,6-mannosyl-glycoprotein 2-beta-N-acetylglucosaminyltransferase-like. Gene Ontology annotation, cellular component: Golgi membrane; Golgi stack. NCBI's taxonomy places the organism in Eukaryota, Metazoa, Mollusca, Bivalvia, Venerida, Veneridae. Gene Ontology annotation, molecular function: alpha-1,6-mannosylglycoprotein 2-beta-N-acetylglucosaminyltransferase activity. The record is from RefSeq and is a predicted model, not a curated record. Gene Ontology annotation, biological process: oligosaccharide biosynthetic process; protein N-linked glycosylation. The transcript is spliced from 11 exons. Bases 729 to 2234 code for a protein of 501 amino acids.
GUGUAAUAUAUAGUUUUAAUUAUUGAAAAUGUUUUUACUGUAUAUAUUACUAUCAAAUGGACAUGUUUGCUAAAUAAAACUACACAGUAAAAAGGAUCUCACUUUGUAGUAUUUUAAACGUCUUUAGGGCACGUUAUGCACUUUGCUGUAUUUUUAAAAGCGUUUUUCAUAAUCAAGCGUCGCUUAAUUUGAUCAACCAUUUUGUGAGCUGUCAGAAAUAAAUGGAUUUGUUACUAUUUAUUUCAAGGGAUCAGGAUGACAUGAUGGGUUAGACUAGCAGUUGAAUGAAUUUGUGAGAAUAGACUGUUACAAACAAUUGUGGACAGUUCUGUGAAUUAGCAAAGUCUAUAUACAGCAGGGUUAAUGCCAGGAAACUGUGAGCAAAGAAAUUGAUUGAUAUCACACUAGGGGGCAAGCACCAUCAACAGGAAUGUGCGACAAAGGUACUGCAUCGUAAUGAAAAGCCUACAGGAACAUGUUCACAAAAAUAUUCAGCAUUGAAAUAUUCAUACUGCUAAAUACGACAGGCAAGCAGAUUUAUUCCAAAUUAAUUCAAUAAGUUGUUAUUGAAAUAACAAUAGAUUAUUACUACAGUGAGAAAGGAUAUUAUUUGUUUUCAAUGUAGUGUAUAAGAGAAUCAGGAAAGGAGAUAUAUAUAUAUAUAUAUAUUGAGUCUUGAAAUGAACAAGCAGACGGUACUAGUUUAUUCGAUUCUGUGAUAGCAGCAAAUGUAUAUGCGAGCUAUGAGGAUACCACGAUUACGAAGACUUUUACGAUGGUUGUUUAUGAUCGUUCUUUGUCUAUUUGUUUUGCUCAACUUGCACAUUCUAGUGAAUUUUCAACCAGGCUCUACAGAUAAUCAACAAGGUUUGAAUUUUAACGAUUUCGAGAAUCACAUAAAAAGGGAACAACCACAUGUACAGCGAGGCGAUUCGGGAAAAAGGAUGUUGCAAAAUUCGGAAGGAAAUAACAGAUCUCAGUUUAUAAUUGAACCAAAUUUUUUCAACGGCAGUGACGACAGAUUAACAAACAGCGUCGAUUCUGAAAACUUGACGCAGAUUCAGAUUGAAAUAGAAAAAGUUAAUUCAGCACAACGAAUACAAAAUAUUCAUCGCUACGGACUAAAAUUAAAUCAUGAAAGUGUUGUGAUAGUUGUUCAAGUUCAUGAUAGAUUUGAAUACCUCAAAAUUUUGUUAGAUUCAUUGAAGGAAACAAAGAAGAUCGAAGAAACAUUGCUCAUUAUCAGUCAUGAUGUGUACUCAGAACCAUUAAAUAAACUAGUCAAAGACAUUGAAUUUUGUCCUGUUUUGCAGAUUUUUUUCCCACACACAUUGCAGUUACAUCCAAAGUCAUUCCCAGGGGAAGAUCCAAAAGAUUGCCCUCGUAACAUGAAGAGAGAAGAGGCAGUGAAAGUUAAAUGUCAAAAUGCUGCCUACCCAGACAAGUACGGACAUUACAGGGAAGCUAAAUACUGCCAGACUAAACACCACUGGUUCUGGAAGUUGAACCAUAUAUUUGAAAGAGUAAAUGUGAUGAAGAAUUAUGAAGGAUUAGUUCUGUUGUUGGAAGAAGACUACUACGUGACCCCAGAUAUUCUGUCAGUUCUCCAGAUGAUGCAGAAUCUUCGCAACAAGGAGUGUAAAGAAUGUAAGAUACUGGCAGCAGGGAACUAUGACAAAACCCAGAAUUUUGGUGCCAAUGCUGGAAAGCCUGGUAAUCAAACUGGAAGCGUCAACCUUGUGCAGGGAAAUAAUACAACAGGAAAGCCAUCGGGUGCGGAGGGUGCCAGCAAGGUUGAAGUUGCCAACUGGAUCUCGUCAAGGCACAAUAUGGGAAUGGCAUUUAAUAUUGACCUCUUUAAAGAGAUUAAACGCUGCGGAAAGGAAUUCUGUAAUUUUGAUGACUAUAACUGGGAUUGGACAUUACAACACCUCAGUACUAAAUGCUUCUCUAGUCCAAUGAAAGUGCUCAAGAUGAAAGCAACCAGAGUGUUCCAUAUGGGAGAAUGUGGUGUUCAUCAUAAAGGUAAAAAUUGUAAACCAGAGGAGAAGAAAAAGACGACACAGAAUCUGAUUGACGCCAAUAAACAGCAUUUAUUCCCUAACACUGUUACAAUAGGCGGGUACUCGGGCCUAAAGCUCCGCGACCCAAAACCAAAUGGCGGCUGGGGCGAUCUCAGGGACAGACAACUCUGUUCAAGCUUUAUAACCAAUUCUAGCCUAGAGCUUCACUGAUGAAUGUUUUUGUAUUAGCAUUAUACAUUUUUAUUUUUAACUUACUUAAAAAAAUCAAACCAGUAAAAUGGGGAUACUUUCAGCAUUUCUGUACUUUAGUCAAGAUGUUAGAAGAUGAAACAGAAAAACAGCACAUCCUUAAACAGGAAACAAUAGAAAACCAGGGUUUGGCCUUGAAAAGAGGCUGUUGUUUGGCAGAGUUCAAUUUACUUUGAAACUUUUCUAGUUCAAAGGAUAAUGCUUACAUUUGAAGAAAUUUUUUCUUCAAAAUGUGUAGUUAACAAAGGUUGAUCUGUAUGCCAAUGGUGCUGGACAUAUUAGACACAUCAGAAUUACAAGCAUUAAGUGAAAUUGAAACAGAAGUACUGUCCAUGGUGCUGGACACAGUGGACUUGCUGUUUGUGACAAGGCAAAACAGAGGUACUAUUACAGCCCUUGAUAUAUUGGACACUGAAAUUACAGUGUUUGAAAAGUUUUGCUAUCACAGAGAUUGAUAUUGAAAUAAAACCAUAAGAUAUCAAGAAUACACAGAACUGCAGGUUACUGAAGUAUUGCACAUUUUUAUAAAUAAUUUCCAUCAUGUGAAGUGAAAAAAUUUGCUUAAUGUUACCAGUAACUGUUAAUAGUUAAAAAUACCAGUUUGAUAUACAAGAAGAGUCAUAGAUGUGGAUGCAGGAUGCAGGAUUUAGGUGCUAAACCUCGUCAUUUUUAGGUGAUAUCUAUUAAUAAGUGGUUGUUUUUCUGGACACAGGUCCCAAGUUAAUAAAACUGACAUUGGAGAUCUAUCUAAAAAUGCAGCCUUCAAAUUGGUUGAUUUGCGUUUUGUGCUGAAGGGAAAAAUGCAAUCAGGGUUAAAGUCUAUAGAUAUGAAUUUUAGAGACCAGUUUGAAAACAAUAGAUUAGAAUCGGAGCAUAUUUUUGAAACUGACCAAUGGUGAAGUGGUAUUCAUAGACUGGUCUCCAAUAUUAGUCUGUUCAGAUACUUGUUUUACACAUAUUUCCAACCUCAAAUUUGUGAUUGUGGGCCCAGUCUGAAAUAUGAUUGAAGAGGAAAAGGAGUGAUUUUAUCUAAGUCAUAUAGAUAAUUUUAUUACUGUUGAUCAUUACUGUUAAACUUCUUCACCAAAAUCGUAAGUUGUUUGCAUUUAUAUUAGUGUUCUUUGUUAGUAGCAAUUAGCUAUGUUAGUUUUAGAAAGUUCAGACCUGAAGCAUACACUUACUGUGUAAAAUAAAGCCUUUUUAUGCCCUACAGUGUCAAAGACCUAGGAGGCAUGUAGUGUUUGAACUGUGCAUCAGUCUGCCUAUCUGUCCAUCCAUCACUCUUCAUUGUGUACUCAUCUUGAACAAUUUCCAUCCAUUCCAAAUGAAACUUGGUAUUUGUCAGUAACAUGAAGUGGCCCUACCAUUUCAGUCCAACUCAAAUUAAACAUGGUAUACAUCAUCAGCAUGAAGUAAGACUUGCAAAUAUUUAACAUAUGAGCCGUGCCAUGAGAAAACCAACAUAGUGGCUUUGCGACCAGCAUGGAUCCAGACCAGCCUGCGCAUCCGCGCAGUCUGGUCAGGAUCCAUGCUGUUCGCUUUUAAAGCCUAUUGGGAUUGGAAAAACUGUUAGCAAACAGCAUGGAUGCUGGUCUGGAUCCAUGCUGGUCGCAAAGCCACUAUGUUGGUUUUCCCAUGGCACGGCUCAUUUGUACCUUGUUUAUUGAAUUGUCCCCUGCAGGUUGCAUCCAUUUGAGAUGAACUUUGGUAUAUAUUAUCAACAUCAAAUCAACAUGAGCAUUUUAUCAAGAGUUCCCUGUCAGAUUUCUUGUUUCUGCUCAAAAAUUUUAUAUUGUUGCGCAUUUCCAGGAUACAUGUUUUGUACAGUGUUGUCAUUAUUCUUGUUAUAUAUUUCUGUUUAGAUCAGCAUAAUGUAUUUUACUGUAGUAGUUCUGCACCAGUAUUCAGCUAAGCUACAUCUACUGUUCGUAGUAUAGGCAGAAUAUAGGCAUGCAAUCUUAAUUAUAAACCAAAAGAGAGCAUGUGAUGUUUUGUUAAAUUAGUGGUUUAUUUAAGAAAUAAUGUAUGUAAGAAACAUGUUGUAAUUAAUUUAAUCAUGGCAAAGAGGUUAUGAAUCAUUGUUUGGUUUAACGUCUUACCGACAAUUAUAGGUCUUAAGGCGAAUUUCCAGCUUUGAUGGUGGAGGAAGACGCCAGAUGCCCGUCGGUGCAUUAUUUCAUCAUGGGCAGGCACCUGGGUAGAACCACCAACCUUCCGUCAGCAAUCUGGAUGGCUUCCUCACAUGAAGAAUUCAACGCUCUGAGUGAGGCUCGAACCCACAUCGGUGAGGGGCAAGUGAUCUGAAGUCAGUGACCUUAACCACUUGGCCAAGGUUUUGAAUUGUAUGGAAUGAUUACUUAGGGGCAUAACCUGAGUGAAUUAUUCCAUGCAGCAUAUUUACAAUUCCGAGUGUUUAUAAAUUAAUAAAGAUUCUCUGAUAUUAUAUUAUUUAGACUCUAAAGUAUCUUAUAUGUAAUAUGGGAGAGCAAAUGUGAUAGCAUUAUUUCUUCUUCACUAAUUCUGUACCUUUCAGGCCUUUGGCUUUUCAGUUUUGCCGCAGGAUUAAAGAGAAUUCUUGAAAUACGAAAAUGAUUUGCAGUUGUUUUUGCUAUUAUUAUUUCUAAUGUUAUUGAAUGCUUUUCUUGUUAUUUUGUUCUGAAGACAAUUUUCAUGUAGUGUGUAGGUCAAAGCUUCGAAAUACGUUUAUUAAGUUAAAACAGCAUAACUUUGCACUGCUAUGUAAAGACAGCGAAACUAUUCACUAUUCAGAAGACAGCGGAAUUAUUCACUUCCUAAAACACUUACUAAUUUUUAUUUCUUUACAUUCUUUUCUAUUGUUUGUUACCAAAAUUUAUUUGAGUAAAUGAAAAAAAACAACAUUGUAGGCAAAACAGCUUCGAUGUAUUUUUAGCUCGACUAUUCGAAGAAUAGUCUAGCUAUUCUACUCACCCUGGCGUCGGCGUCGGCGUCGGCGUCGGCGUCACACCUUGGUUAAGUUUUUGCAUGCAAGUACAAACAGCCAUCAAUUAAAGGCAUAUAGCUUUGAAACUAAUUUUUUCUUUUUCUAGGUCAAUUACCAACCUCUCUGGGUCAAGUCCCAUAACUCUGACAUGUAUUUUGAGCAAAUUAUGCCCCCUUUUGGACUUAGAAAAUUUUGGUUAAAGUUUUACAUGCAAGUUACUAUCUCCAAAACUAAUGCAGAUAUUGAUUUGAAACUUCACAUGCAUCUUCGGGGUUAUAAAUCUAGUUGAUAGCAGCAAGUCCCAUAACUCUGACCUUCAUUUUGGCCAAAUUAUGCCCCCUUUUGGACUUAGAAAAUUCUGGUUAAAGUUUUGCGUGCAAGUACAUACAGCUAUUUCUAAAAAGCAUAUAGAUUUGAAACUUAUUUUUUCUUUUUCUAGAUCAAUUACCAACCUCACUGGGUCAAGACCCAUAACUCUGACAUGUAUUUUGAGCAAAUUAUGCCCCCUUUUAGACUUAGAAAAUUUUGGUUAAAGUUUUACAUGCAAGUUACUAUCUCUAAAACUAAUGCAGAUAUUGAUUUGAAACUUCACAUGCGUCUUCGGGGUUAUAAAUCUAGUUGAUAGCAGCAAGUCCCAUAACUCUGACCUUCAUUUUGGCCAAAUUAUGCCCCCUUUUGGACUUAGAAAAUUCUGGUUAAAGUUUUGCGUGCAAGUACAUACAGCUAUUUCUAAAAGGCAUAUAGAUUUGAAACUUAUUUUUUCUUUUUCUAGAUCAAUUACCAACCUCACUGGGUCAAGUCCCAUAACUCUGACAUGUUUUUUGAGCAAAUUAUGCCCCCUUUUAGACUUAGAAAAUUUUGAUUAAAGUUUUACAUGCAAGUUAUUAUCUCCAAAACUAAUGCAGAUAUUGAAUUGAAACUUCACAUGUGCCUUCGGGGUUAUAAAACUAGUUGAUAGCAGCAAGUCCCAUAACUGAUAUGCAUUUUGGUCGAAUUAUUCCCCCUUUUGAACUUAAAACUCUUUUGAUAUUUAACCUUUUUGGGUAAUAUUUUCCUGCUUCUGGGGCAAUAUUUCGAAUAGUCGAGCUUGGCUGUCUUAUGGACAGCUCUUGUUUAUCUGGCACUGUUUACACAGUAACUUUGAGUGGUAGUUCAUGUAGAAAAGUUGGGUAAAAUUUAAUCAAAACCAUUGAAAAUGCAUGAAAUGAAAGGACUGUAUUGACUUACUUAUAAGGUCAGUCUUCAAAAUUUGAAACUGUUACAUCUGGUAUUUACUUUUUGAAAGAAUUUUCACUGAAAUAAACAGAUACCUUCUAUUAACCCUUAUCAUGCUAAACACGAUUGAUUCUGCCUUUGCGACCAGUGUAGAUCACGAUCAGCCUGCACAUCCAUGUGGUUCUGGGACGAUCUGUGUAUGAAAAGAAUUGGAACCACUGCCUUACCCUUGCAUGAUCGUAAGAGGCGACUAAUAGGGUCUUAACACUUGGUUUUGCUGUAACACUGUGAUUCCAGCAGGUAUGCAAAUUUUGAUUCCAUACCUCAUGUUUUUAUUUCGAUGUAAAUGAGAUAUGGAACCAAAAUUUGUAGUCCUGUUUGGCGCCAUAUAACCUAUACUGUGUUGGUGCGCCGUAAAACCCAAAUAAAUAAAUAAAU